Molecule: messenger RNA, 811 nt
Organism: Drosophila eugracilis
Lineage: Eukaryota; Metazoa; Arthropoda; Insecta; Diptera; Drosophilidae
Product: probable RNA-binding protein 18
Exons: 5
Coding region: 30-653 (207 amino acids)
Molecular function (GO): RNA binding
Source: RefSeq, a predicted model, not a curated record
CCCAUCCCUAGUUUAUUUUGGCAAACAAAAUGACAAGCCCUGCCGGAUCGAGUGGGUCAGGGGGCAGUGGCAGUAGCAGCAAUGGUGAUGUGGGCAGCAACUCUGAGGAGACGCGACGCAUUUGGGUAGGAAAUCUGGACUCACGGAUAACCGAGUUUCAACUCCUCAAACUGAUGCAAAAAUGCGGCGCCAUCGAGAAGUUUGACAUGCUGUUCCACAAGGGCGGUCCCAUGGUGGGACAAUCCCGCGGCUACGCUUUCGUUACCUUCGCUCAGAACGAAGGAGCCACCAAUGCAUUGCUGAAGCUAGAUGGAACCAGUGUGGGAAAUCGCUCAAUAGCCGUUCGUUUGGCCAAAAACAUAAAAUAUGAUGAUUUGCAAAAGCCAAAGCCACGCCUUGAGAUACCAGCCUUAGGAACCGGAAAACGCGAGGAGAAGAUCAGCAAAACUGAAGCCAUACGUGCCAUUGAGGCCAAACUGAAAGUGCUAGAACGUCAGACGGACGACAAUCUUGAGCUGAAUAAUGGCGGCAGAGGUGAGGCCAAUGUGCCUUUCAUUCAGCGCUAUCAGUUCAAUAAGGAUCGGGACGGAUUGCAGCGCUACGGCAAGUCCUCGGCUCCAUAUCAUCGACAGCAGCGACCCAAGCGGCGCUAGCCUCUUAGACUCCGAAUUCGACUUCGCCACCGUCUCACCCAUUUAGCCUGUAAACAAACAUCUUUAGUACUUAGGGCGCUACCUCAGCAGACGAGCCUUGUGCAGGUGUAAUUUUUACAAUUAAUUUAUUAAAAAAAAGAGAAAAGGAACAAUUAGAA